This is a messenger RNA of Pleurotus ostreatus (oyster mushroom), 816 nucleotides long. RefSeq lists its product as uncharacterized. Gene Ontology annotation, biological process: Golgi calcium ion homeostasis; manganese ion transmembrane transport; Golgi calcium ion transport. Gene Ontology annotation, cellular component: fungal-type vacuole membrane; Golgi apparatus. The transcript is spliced from 3 exons. Gene Ontology annotation, molecular function: manganese ion transmembrane transporter activity; calcium ion transmembrane transporter activity. Bases 1 to 816 code for a protein of 271 amino acids. NCBI's taxonomy places the organism in Eukaryota, Fungi, Basidiomycota, Agaricomycetes, Agaricales, Pleurotaceae. The record is from RefSeq and is a predicted model, not a curated record.
AUGGCGAGUCUCCAAGAUGCACCGGAAACAUACAUGCAAGCGUUCAUACAAUCCUACGCUAUGAUCAUCUUCUCCGAAAUCGGGGACAAGACCUUUCUCAUCGCCGCCAUCCUCGCCAUGCGACACCCCCGUUUCAUCGUUUUUGCGGGGGCCUUUGGCUCACUUGUCGUCAUGUCCAUUCUCUCUGCUGCGAUGGGCCACAUACUACCGACGCUGAUACCGAAGAAAUGGACGCAAAUCGCGGCAGCGUUCCUGUUUCUGGUGUUCGGGAGCAAGAUGGUGCUGGAGGGGCGGCAGAUGAAGGGAGGGAACGAGAAGAUCAAGGAGGAGAUGAGGGAGGCGGAAGAAGAGAUUGAGGGAGACGAUGCGGAGCGCGGGGACGGGAUCCCGUUAGAGGCGAUUGAAGAAGGCGGAAGGGACGGCGCGGCGACAAGGACGAAGAAACCCAAGGCAUCGGUCGCGGAGGGUGCGAGGAACUUUUGCAGUUUGUUCCUCGGCCCCGUCUUCGUGCAAGCCUUCAUAUUGACCUUCCUCGGCGAAUGGGGCGACCGUAGUCAGAUCGCCACCAUAGCACUUGGUGCUGCGCAUAACGUCUAUAUUGUGACGGCGGGUACCGUCCUUGGACACAUGUGCUGUACAGCGCUCGCCGUUAUCGGUGGCCGUUACGUCUCCACGAAGAUAUCUGUUAAACAUGUAACGCUGGGCGGGGCGGGCCUCUUCCUGCUCUUCGGCGUCAUAUACCUCUACGAAGCUAUCAUAAUGUCCGCCGACAUGGACAUGGGCAUAGAAGACCCCUCCACCGCCGGUGUUAUAUAG